This is a messenger RNA of Raphanus sativus (radish), 1577 nucleotides long. Its product is annotated as basic leucine zipper 34-like. The record is from RefSeq and is a predicted model, not a curated record. Gene Ontology annotation, cellular component: nucleus. The transcript is spliced from 4 exons. Gene Ontology annotation, molecular function: DNA binding; DNA-binding transcription factor activity. NCBI's taxonomy places the organism in Eukaryota, Viridiplantae, Streptophyta, Magnoliopsida, Brassicales, Brassicaceae. Gene Ontology annotation, biological process: positive regulation of DNA-templated transcription. Bases 452 to 1351 code for a protein of 299 amino acids.
UCUCUUCUCAAGACAACUGUUUCAUAGCUGUCUGGUCUCAAUCUUCCCCACAUGUGACCCUGGCUCCAAGAUAAUAAAAACACUUUGAUCACAUAGAAUUGAUUAUGUUAUUUCCUCAUAGUUUCACAUUUAUAUAUCUCAUUCAUUUACCUACUAUCUAUAUUCUCCUUGAUAUAACUACCAUUCGUUAAACAUAGCCAUUUUGGUUCUGUUUUCUCCCUUCUUCCUCUCCUCCUUCCUUUCUCUUUGUUUCCUAUAUAUGGUUUAGGACGUUGAUCUUAUUCCACUUUCCAUUUGCCUCAAAUUUCGUUUUUUUCUUUCCUUUGUUUUCGUUUUAGGUUUUUGUUAUUAUGUUUUGGGUUUUAACUUUAGCUUCUCUUGUAAUUAAUUCAGUUUAAUUUCUCUUCUUUUUUCCCACACAAAUCUUGUAAACUCAGAUUUUUUUUUCUCAAUGGCGCAACUCCCUCCUAAAAUCCCCAACAUGACACCACCACAUUGGCCUAACUUCUCUUCCCAAAAACUCCCUCAUUUUUCCACCGCAGCCGCUUCAUCCGCCGUACAAAACCCCUCAUGGGUCGAUGAGUUCCUCGACUUCUCAGCAUGUCGCCGCGGCAACCACCGUCGUUCUAUAAGCGAUUCCAUCGCGUUCCUCGAAGCUCCAAUCGUCACAAGCCAUAUAGAAGAACACAACUUCGAUAAGUUCGACGACGAGCAGUUCAUGUCCAUGUUCACGGACGACGACGAUGACUUAUGUAAUCAUCCUUCCCAUAACAACAAGAAUGUGGGGCCCAAUGACUCUUCCUUGAAUACAUCCACGGGCGCCGAUCAUAAGAGCUUUAACGACGAUAAAGAACCACCGUCCCAUCAUAAUAUGAAUGUUAAUUAUAACAACUGCAACGAAGAGGUCACAGGCCAAUGCAAGACGGAGCCUGAGGACGGUACAGAGUCAAGUAACAACUCCGGCGAUAGCUCCGGCAACCGAAUUAUCGAUCCCAAAAGGGUUAAGAGAAUAUUAGCAAAUAGGCAAUCAGCACAGAGAUCAAGGGUGAGGAAACUGCAAUAUAUAUCAGAGCUCGAACGUAGCGUCACUACAUUGCAGUCGGAAGUAUCAGUGUUAUCGCCAAGAGUGGCGUUCUUGGAUCACCAGCGUCUGCUUCUCAACGUCGACAACAGCGCUCUCAAGCAACGAAUCGCUGCUUUAGCUCAAGACAAGAUUUUCAAAGACGCACAUCAAGAAUCAUUGAAGAGGGAAAUAGAGAGACUUCGACAAGUGUAUCAACAACAAAGCUUCGAAAAAAUGGAGAAUGCAAAUCAUUCACCGGAGACAGGAGUCGACAUAAAGGCGUUAUAAUCAACAAGAUAUAUAUUCAUUUUUAUUUGCAAAGUUCUUGACUGUCAAAUCUCUUUCGGUCAAGAAUUUUAGAAGAUGGCAUUUUUAUGUUUAUCACAUGUUUUAAGUUGUGAUGAAUUCAGUUUGAUGUAUAUUAUCUUCUUUUAUUUAUUAAAUGUCGUUUUUUUUUGUGGGGUUAAUGGAAGGGAAAUAAUCAGUUGUUUGUACAAAGAAUAUAUAUUGUUGU